UGAUUGCACCUGCCUCUCAUCCUGUUAUAGCUAAACAUUGACUCAAGUGGUAGAGAAGUUCCUCAAUUCAAAUGAUUAGCCACACGCUGACUUGGAUACGACUCAGAAGAGAUAAUAUUUACGACACUCGAACUCAAUACUUCACACUCACGAAAACUUGAAGUGCUUGUUCCCAUUCGUUUCGUAGAAUGGCAACGAAGUGUAAGACGUACAAGGUAAACACACGACGCUUUAACAGCCGGGAUAUGAGCUUUAGUCGUCGAUUUUGAAAACCUCAAUGUCAACCAGCCCUAACGCCAGGGCGAAAACUGCUGCAAAGACCGAACGCAGAAAUGUAAAGUUCGGCCGAAAGAGAUUUACUGCGCGAAAAGGAUCGGCUCCUACACUUCGACAGCUUUCUCCCGAAGGACGCGAAUCCACAAGCGGGGAUUAUCUCGCUGAUUUGAGCUAUGGUAAGUGGGCUAGAGAGAACGACGAGGUCGGCAGAGAUGUGAAAUCAGAGAAGAAAAAACUAGUUUCCCCAAAGAGAAAGCCAAAGAGAUCUCCAGUUAAGGAUAACUGGGUGUAUUUACAGGAAGAAAGCGUGAGGGUACAUUCAGCCUCUCCUUGCUGUAGUCCGACUCCUGCUGUCUUUCAUGGCGAGCAAGUUGACGAGGAAGAAUCUGGAAUUGUCCAGAAGGAAGACUAUUCUGGGAUUCAAACUUCACAAUUUGUGACUGAAAAUGAAAGUUCCGUGUCGGGUCCACCUAAAGCUAAGGAACUUGAAGGAACAGCUACCGACACUCGAGGUGAGAACAGCCCUCACGCGGAAAUACCGUGGACAGACGGUGAUGAUCGUAUCGGCGAAAAUGCGAAUAGAUAUGAGGACCGACGCGUCUCUAACUAUGCAGAAAGACAACCAUUUAGGGCGACUAGAUCGCUCGACUAUUCUAGUGAUAUCAAAGCUAUAAGUUUGCUGGAACCUCCUAGUGCAGCAAGACCCAUAGAAAACCCCGGAGACCUAAGCGAUUCAAGCUCGCCAGAUCAUCCCAGUGACGUAACAUGUGACAACUCCUUGGGCAACGUCAAACCGGCCUGGGAGUUGGGCAAGAUGUUUAAGCUCAACAAAGACUUCCCAAUGGAUAUCCUCAAGGACCAAGCCAAACCUUCCGGGAUAAAUGAGCGGAUGGAGAGUUCUAGAAAGAUUCCCGAGUGGAUGACAGAAAGGCAUUACGUGAACCUCUCUCUCAACCUUCGCCCACUUUCACCAAGCGUCAAGACGUGCAGGAUUACACUACCGACGCACUUUCCUGGAGUCGUCACUAAACAAGCGCAUAAGAAAGAUCAACCCGAGAGUGACUCGGAAUCAUCCGCCGACGAUUUUGACUUCACGUCACUUCAAGACGUCGAAAGGUACGAAGAGAUGCAGAAAGAAAAGUCCCAUUUGUUGGAGGUGCCAGACGUUGGGCGAAUAAAUCUUGUGAGUUCUAACUCCUCGUCGCCGCGCUCUUGUCGCUCGGAGUGCUCCACGCCGGCCGAGUUACUCGCGAUGACGGCCGCAUCAAGCGAGUACCUUGCGGCCCGAGUCGUCACCGAGCUCAAAACGAGUCUUCUCGAGCCCGAGGAUGACCACCAAGGAUACGAGUGCGUGACACCUACGAACAUCAGGCGGAGGCGGCAUAGCAUGUUUGCGACUUACUCGCCCAUCCCGCCACGUUCUAAAUCAGCCACAGUAGACGUUCCUUUAGCGCUACCCUUGCUAACCCACGGCAUAGACAAGGCAAAGAGUUUACCCGACCUCGAGAAUGAUCGGUUAUUCGAGUCCAGGAGAAUGUUUGUUAGUUUCCGAGAGAAUUCGCCCCACGUCGAUACCGUCAACCUCAGAGGAAAAGGCGAGGUGGCCGCGCGCUGCCGAAGAAUCAAUAGACUUAUCGGGCGUAGAGAGGACAGGCAGACUAGGCUUGACCUUGGCCUGGAACCCAAGGUCAAGAAGAAGGUCAGAGUUAGACGAUGGGUGAAGGAGUGCCACCAGACGUUGUCGUCUGCAUAAUAGGCGCUCCACAUGUAGGCACUAAGAAACUUUGUUAAAGCUAUAUAGGCUCUCCAUUCCCAGUCUUUCUCUAUUCCUUCUGAACAUUUGUUUUUUAAGGGAAGGCCAAUGCAAGCUAGGAAUCAUCUCCUUAAUUGGUUGACAUUUGCAUGAAUUUUAUAUUAUCGUAAUAAAAAAGAGUUAUACUUUUAUAAAUAUUAAAAUAAUACACUUUUGAUCUACUCAUCAGCUGCACAUCCUCUUUGCGCAUGGAGAUUUGUGUAAAUAGUCGAAACUCUGAUGAUUCUGUUAAAAUAUCGCGUGGAUGAACCGUAAAUACUUUUCUGGGAUACCUAGCUUCAGUCCCUCCUCUUAUUACGUUAAACUACGGGCCAUCAAAACUCAUUACGUGUUGCUUGGGUGUUACUGGAAGCGAAUGUCGGUUGUUUUAGUCCCGUGAGGUUUGCGAUACAACAUCAGGCGGACUUAUCGUCCCUACUUCUUAACCUCAGCUAAUGUAUCUCUUGAUCCACUACCACGAACACCAAGUUAUCUGUCGUAAUUAUUACUUGAGGGCGGGAUUCUUUUAUGAUUUUAGAUUCUCCAAUCUAUCUCUCAAAAAGUAUACAAAAAACGCAAGAUGGUUUUGUUUGUUUUUAAUCAGCUUUAAGUCAUAACGAAUACUUCCUCGGCGUUGCUGGAUUUUCCAUGAGAAGUAAAACAAAAACAUCAGUGCAAAAGGGGAGUUGAAAUGGCAAGCAGACCGGUGCUUAUUAGUAGAAUUAUUUCUAAGAAUACUUAUUAUAGUUAACAUGUACAGAUGAUGUAAACUAUUCGCAAAAUUUAUCAAUAAUUUUUGCAUUCACUAAAAAUAUGAUGAGAACCCUGUUUUAA
Messenger RNA from Nematostella vectensis (starlet sea anemone), 2902 nucleotides. RefSeq lists its product as uncharacterized. The transcript has 2 exons. Bases 278 to 2029 code for a protein of 583 amino acids. NCBI's taxonomy places the organism in Eukaryota, Metazoa, Cnidaria, Anthozoa, Actiniaria, Edwardsiidae. The record is from RefSeq and is a predicted model, not a curated record.